This is a messenger RNA of Marasmius oreades (fairy-ring Marasmius), 2619 nucleotides long. RefSeq lists its product as uncharacterized. Bases 851 to 2389 code for a protein of 512 amino acids. The transcript has 12 exons. Lineage: Eukaryota; Fungi; Basidiomycota; Agaricomycetes; Agaricales; Marasmiaceae. Gene Ontology annotation, molecular function: metalloendopeptidase activity; zinc ion binding. The record is from RefSeq and is a predicted model, not a curated record.
AACAGCUUCCCUGACAGUCAAUAGAAAGGAAUGCCGAUGUAUUACAGGUCUGACAUGUUCGGCGAUUUCCGAACAACUAUAUAGUUUGUGAACUCGACGAUUUCCAGCCACUGCACGUAAGUAGUGACAUUUCUUUUCUUUCAUGGUCAGUCAACAAUGGUGAUUGCAGCGGGAAACAGUAUUGAUGAGGGUCGCCCGAUAGACGGCGCAUCCAGGUCGGCAGCAAACGACUGUGUACAUCGACAUCGAGAUUCGAAUCAAAGGGCCUCACGACUCGCGCGAAGUUAACUUAUUUCCACGCUAUCUCUCAACCACUGCUUCAAAAAAUCCGACCGGAAUUCCCGUUGCUGCAUAUGGAGCUUCACUAUUCAGUCAUCAAAUAGACGGAGUCCAUUCAUCACGUCCGUACAACCGAUAGGAGGCGAACCCUGGGUAAAAUAGAGCUUCCUUUGGCGAUUGGACAAUAACACUCGAGGUCUGAAUCAAGAACAUCCAACAUUAAUUGACUGGUCAUGCUGGGAAAACGCCGAGACAAAUUUCGAUCUCGGAUCUGACCUUGUACUCGGAUGAUGCAGGACUGAAAUCCGCCAACGCAACUUCGGGACUCUUGAACGCCGCGUUGAAAGUACUCUUCAAAUGAAUUGCAUUUGCGCCCCAGUUCGCACUUUAGAGCAAGAUGAGUUGUGUGGGACUCGUCUCGUUCUUUGAUCAAGAUGGAAUUCGAUACAUCGUUUGCCGGAGACCACGGAUGAAAAUAGAAUAAAAGACUGCCAUUUUCACGACCUACUACCCAGCAUCUCAGGCGACCCAGUCUCUGCGAGCCAGCUAAAUCCAGACAUCCCGGUUCGAAAUGAUCUUCAACAGGCUCUUCUCCUCUGUGCUUCUCGCCAUUCUGUAUGCCUCCUACAGCAAUGCCGCUGCUCGUCCUUCAGAUGCGACAUAUAGCACUCACUAUACGAGGGACAUCGGAAAUGGCGUCAAGCUUCAGAUUUUCCAUCCUCCCUCCAACUAUAACACUUACGGGGAGGGCCUUGACGUUCCUUCAUCAUUCUUCGAUGCUCCGAUUGAAGAGAAGACUGUUUCCUUUGUCUCGUCGAAGCUCAAUGUGGACUCGGGGAAAGUUUCAUUCAAGUCCGGGUACACCAGCGACAACGGCGAAUCGUUUGGCUACGCUCAACAAGUUCAUGACGGUGUUCCCAUUGCGAAUGCUGUGGCAAAUGUUGCAUUCAAAAAUAACAAGGUUGUAGCUUUUGGUCAAUCAUUCAUUGAUACCUCCAAAGCUGCGGAUUCCAAACCAUCGGUCGAUGUUUCCACCGUCAUCCCAAAGGUGGAACAAACUUUGCAAGGCAAAAAGAACGACAUCGAGCCGACUGUCAAGUAUCUCGCUCAGCAAGAUGGCUCUCUUGCUCUCGUGCAUGCAUUCCAAGUCGAGAACGACGAAGCCGGGACCUUCUAUGAAGCUUUUGCCGAUGCACACACUGGAGAAUUACUCUCUGUUACCGACUUUGUCGCCAAAGCCUCUUACCGUGUUGUCCCAAUCUUUAAACAGGACAUUACAGAGGGCCUUGAAUUGCUUACGAACCCCGCGCUCAUCUCCGCAUCACCUCAAGGAUGGCAUUAUGUGAGAGGCGUAAAUACCACUGAUACCUCCGGUAAUAACGUCAUCACCUAUAAGGGUACGACGACGGCUACUACCAAACAAUCCAGUAGUGGUCUUGUCUUCGACUACACGUACAACCCCAACGUAGCCCCGACCGCAGGAGCUAACCUCGAUGCUUCCCGCACAAACGCUUUCUACUUAAUCAAUGCCUACCACGAUACGUUGUACCAGUAUGGUUUCACGGAAAGCAAGUUUAACUUCCAGCUCGACAACCUUGGGAAGGGCGGUGUCGGGAAUGACCCAGUUUACGUCAGUGUUCAAGACGCUUCUGGAGUCAACAACGCCUUCUUUUCUACUCCUCCCGAGGGUCAACCUGGACAGUGCAGGAUGUACAUUUUCACACUUACGAAUCCGAACCGGGAUGGUGUCCUAUCAAACGAUAUCGUAGUUCACGAAAUGACCCAUGGUCUCAGCAACCGAUUGACUGGUGGUGGUACAGCCGCUUGCUUGCAGACUCUUGAGUCCAAAGGCUUGGGUGAAGGGUGGUCCGAUGCUGUUGCGGACUGGUUCGUCCACUCUGAUGCGCCUCAGGUGACCGACUUUGUGUUUACUCCUUGGCUAUUUAACAAUCCUCGGGGUGGUCGAUCACGGCCCUAUUCAACUUCCACAACGACCAACCCUUAUACAUAUUCCACUCUUCGUGGGCUGAAUGAAGAACACAAUAUUGGAGAGGUAAGCAGCUACUAUUUGCACAAACCCGCCCUCAAAACUCAUUCCCUUUUUUUAUAAUUUCGCCUUCACUAAUCAUAGGUCUGGGCAAACAUCCUCCAUAACGUGUAUGCUCAACUCGUAGGCGCACGCGGGUUCUCCACCACGGCUCGAACGAGUGCGAGUGGAACCCAAGGAAACACUGUCUAUAUGCAACUUCUCGUUGACUCCUUUUCUUUAUUACCUUGCAACCCCACUUUCAUACAUGCUCGUAACGGGUUCAUUCAAGCUGAUAUCAAUCGGUAUGGCGG